AUGGCUCCUUCUAGCGUUCAAGACCUGUUCGAUGCCGAGCCAAUGACUGCCACCAAGAUCCGGAAUGCCUCAGUUGCCGCAGUCAGCUAUCACAACGCGAACUUCGAAAUCCUCCGCCGUCUGGUUCCUCUAGUAUCCGAUGGCAAGAUAACACACCUGAACGCCGGCUUCAUGCCCCCGUCAAACCUCAUCGUGGACGAAGCCAUCCGCCGCUUCUGCUCGGAAUCUCUACACCAUCCAUCGCCCAAAGCUUGCUGGCGUCAAGACGUCGAGGCCGUCCGUCAACUUUUGGCUCGGUACAUCAACACGGAUCCAUCAUCAAUAGCCUUUGCUCGCGACACGACAGAGGGCCUGGGAAGCUUCAUCCACGGGUUGAAGUUCGAGCCUGGAGAUAACGUAGUCAUUCUAGACUGCGAGCACCCGAAUCAGGCAUUCGGCUGGAUGGCACUUCGUCCCCUCGGGUUGGAGGUCCGCCUUGUCCCGACGCACCCUGAAAGACCUGUCGCCGCCAACGCGAAAACCUUCGCCCCCUAUGUCGACGACAGGACCAAAGCCAUUGGCUUAAGCUCAAUCAUGUUCCAUAGUGGACAAUGGAACGACAUCGCAGAUGUUUGCUCUGUCUACAGACCAAAGAGAAUCCACGUCCUUGCAGACUUAACCCAGCAAGUCGGGUUCGCAGACGUGGAUGUUCAAGCCCUGGGCGUCUCAGCAGCUGCCUUCAGUCUACACAAGGGUCUUCACACACCAACAGGCUUCGCAGCCCUCUAUGUGGAUUCAGCCGUCAUUGAAGAACUUGACCCAACGCCUCCACUUGUUGGCUACGGAGGGGUAGCCAGCGUGAGCGACUCAGAAGACUUCAUGAUUCCAGAGGGACCGAUCGUCUUCCAUCAGACGGCUCGCCGAUAUGAGCACGCUAAUAUGAGCUUCAUCUCGGCUGUUGCAGCUCGUGCAUUCCUCCAAUUUUACCUCGAGGUAAUGCGGCCCAAGAAUGUUGAGAAUCAUCUUUAUGGUCUUGGAGAUGCUUUACGAGAGUCUUGCGCGGAGCUGGGUAUCAGCGUUCUGGGGCCGAAGGAAAGGAGGCAACAUGCGCCGCAUCUUCAUGUCCUCCAGCUUCAUGAUCCUCAACCAUGCCAGAACUGCGUCACCUCAAAGACCGCAUGCGAGUACCGCGAGGUCGACCGCAAGAGAGUGCCAGUCUCGCACGAAUACGUCGCUAGCCUAGAAAGCCGCCUAUCCUGGUUCGAAUCAUUCGUCAAGAACCUACGCGCUGCGUCUCCAGAACAGCGGGAGGAGAUGCUCAAGUCAACCGCCUUGGACGACAAGUCGCCCAAAAGUGAGACGCAGGCCCCUGGAGAGUACAUCGCCCAGAUCGGAAUCCACGCAGGUAACCAAGCCAACCUGGAACUCGGGCUAGAGGGUUCGCUGGUCUACCACGGCGCGACGAGCAUCUUCCGCGCCGAGGCAGAGCACGGGCAGAAGGACGUCACCGACCGCGUUGGUCAGGGUUACUACGACGGCGUCGAGUCGGAUUUUGAGAGCGUCAUGGAGCAUUUCGGGAUCGGAAUGCAGGAUGAAGUCGUCAUGAAGUCGCUGACGCAGUUUUUCCGGUGGCAGUACCCUCACUUCAUGUUCAUCUACCGGGAGGCUUUUCUGAGGGAUCACUUUGGGGACAGAAAGAACGGAAAGUACUGGUCUUCGGCGCUGUUACUGUCUAUAUGCGCGCUGGGAGCUCUUGUGUCGCUUGAUACGAAGGAUUCGAGCGAUCAGUUCUUUCUAGCGGCGGAGAGCAUUGUCAUGGUGACUGGUCUGACGCGGCCAUCCAUCGCGACCGUUCAGGCGUUUCUUUGUUUGGCCUUCUACGAAAUUGGAAGGGGCAAUCUGUCAAAGGGAUGGGGGUACUCAGGCAUUGCCUUCAGGAUGGCUCAAGACUUGGGCUUCCAGAGAGACCCGAAGGAUUGGGUCCAGCACGACUCUUCCCUAGCUACUCCCGAAGAUGUCGAGAUCCGGAGACGCAUCUACUGGGGCUGCUACAUCUCCGACAAGCUGAUCAGUCUCAUCCUCGGUCGGCCGGUGUACCUCGUCUACGACGAAGCGGAAGUGCAGCCCAUGGAGACUCUGCCGUAUGCCACUUGA
Molecule: messenger RNA, 2133 nt
Organism: Colletotrichum chrysophilum
Lineage: Eukaryota; Fungi; Ascomycota; Sordariomycetes; Glomerellales; Glomerellaceae
Exons: 3
Coding region: 1-2133 (710 amino acids)
Biological process (GO): DNA-templated transcription
Molecular function (GO): DNA binding; zinc ion binding
Source: RefSeq, a predicted model, not a curated record